Messenger RNA from Ricinus communis (castor bean), 1727 nucleotides. Its product is annotated as WUSCHEL-related homeobox 1. Lineage: Eukaryota; Viridiplantae; Streptophyta; Magnoliopsida; Malpighiales; Euphorbiaceae. The record is from RefSeq and is a predicted model, not a curated record. Bases 511 to 1461 code for a protein of 316 amino acids. Gene Ontology annotation, biological process: plant organ development. Gene Ontology annotation, molecular function: DNA-binding transcription factor activity; DNA binding. The transcript has 4 exons.
CUGCACAUAUGGAGCAUAACCCAUAGGAGGGUAGCUAGGUGGUGACUUGAGAAUGAGAAAAGAGGAGCAGUCUUUAUGAUCACGUAUAAGAGUUCCUCCAUACUUAUCAUCGUAGUCACGUCGUUUCUUUUCUUUUUUUCUUUUUCUCUCAUCUGAUCUCUCGCUUCCCGAAAAUCUCCCAGAAUUCCACGCUUCUUGUAUCCCUCUCUGCUUUUUUGCUUUGUCCUUUGUUUUGCUCUUUUAAGUGUGGUCAACUACUGUUCGCUUCAUUACCCUUCUCAUUUCUUCUAAGCCAACACCAUAAUAAUUAUUAGGUGUUUCAGUUCCCACAUUUGUAAAUCUCUUGUCGUUAUUGUUAUUUCUGCACUCUUAACUAUACACCUUAGAACUCAUUUCUGCACUAUAUAGCAAAGGGAGAGAGCUAGCUAGCUAGAGCCUCACUCAAACCAAAGAUAGAGAGCUGCCCAUAUAUAUAUAUAUAUAAGCCACAGUUAUUUUGUAGUUUUGAAAAUGAAUGGUAGUGAUAAGAAUGAGCUUAACAUGAAUGGUGCACUCAAUCUUGAACAAUUUGUCCCUAUUAGCUCAAACGCUAAAAGCAAAAGCCCUAGUCAAACCACAACCUUUCCUUACUCUAGUUGCAUUCAUAGUUAUAGCAUCAACCUUCAUGGACUAAAUGGUAACGAACCGGAGCAAAAUAAGAGAGAAUUCAGCGAGCAGUCACUGAUGGGGAGUUCGCGGUGGAACCCAACGCCGGAGCAGCUACUAGCACUAGAAGAAAUGUACAGACGUGGAACGAAAACUCCAACAGCUGAACAAAUACAGCAAAUAGCUUCACAGCUACGUAGGUUCGGAAAGAUUGAAGGGAAGAAUGUUUUUUACUGGUUUCAAAACCACAAAGCAAGAGAAAGACAAAAACGCCGCCGUGAAAUGGAGUCAAAUUGUAAAUCAAGAAAACAUGAUCAUACUGGAAGCCUAGAUAAGAAUAAAACAGGGUUGAGAAGGACAGGUCAUGAGCUUGAGCAGAAUAGGAACUUAUUGGUUCCUCCUUCAAACUGCAGUGAUCAGCAUAUAGAGGGACCCGUUUUAAUGCGCACAGCCGCUACAGCAGAGAGCACAACAAGACAUGGGAUGUCAUAUUUUGAGGAGAUGGAAUUUUACCAGCAUAAUUGUGGCCGUUUAGAGAAGAAUUCCACGUGGCAUGCUGUCGAUUCAUACCCAUCAUUAUCUCCUAUCCAUCUUAUGAACAACAUGAGCACAAGUACAAGAUUCAUAAACCUUCAAAGGCAGAAUUCAUGGUUUAAACCCAAGAGAGUUGAGGAAGUUGAAACCCUCGAGUUAUUUCCAUUAAGCAGCAGUGGAAGUGUUAAUGGUAGCAAGAAGGACACAAAGGUACCCAUCAGAGCCAUAAAUACAAAGUUGAAUUCGAACCAGUAUUUUGAGUUUCUUCCACUGAAGAAUUGAAGGAGAAACAGUAGGUAACCCAUGUGGGUACAAUGCAGCUCUUAAUUGCUUUGCUGUGAAUGUAAGGGGGUUAAUAUAAUUCAGUUUGUUUUUAGUUGGAAAUUGAGACUGUUCUUUCUGUUCCAAUCGCUCGUAAUUCAACUGUAGGAUAAGGACAUGUAGUACUAAUGUAGUGAUACAUUGCCCUAAAAUGCAUUUGGACCAUGUUGAUCAGACCAAGGUACAUCUCUAUUAUUUUCUAUAAAGAAGAUGGCGUGGUUAUUUCU